GUUGGUUAGUAGAGUAGGCUGCCUACCACCGAUGUUCAUGUUCUCGCCGUGCUGCUCUCGUAAAGAAGCAGUUGAUGAAGCAGAUGAGCCAGGAUCUACCUUUUUUAUUUAACAGGGAAUGAAAGUAUACACUGCUAACUAACGCACGAAAACCUAGCGCUCAUCAAGUUAUUUCUACCACAAAGCACACGUAAAGAAAGAAAAUAACUGAGAAAGCGGACACAAUUUUGACAGAGUAAUUUCAGGUGGUGUUGGUGUGAUCUCCCUGUGUAGCUGAGGAGCUGCCAUGCCAUUUGGCUGUUUGACACUCGGGGAGAAGAAGGAUUACAACAAUCCCUCAGAGGUGACUGAUAAAUAUGACCUGGGACAAAUUGUCAAAUCGGAGGAGUUCUGUGAGAUCUUCAGAGCAAAGGACAAGAAUACACUCAAAAUGUUCACCUGUAAAAAGUUUCUGAAAAAGGAUGGGAGGAAAGUGAGAAAAGCUGCCAAGAAUGAGAUCCUGAUCUUGAAGAUGGUUAAACAUCAUAACAUCCUCCAGCUGGUUGAUGUCUUUGAAACUAGGAAGGAAUACUUCCUCUUUCUGGAGCUAGCUACAGGCAGAGAGGUCUUUGACUGGAUCUUAGACCAAGGCUACUACUCGGAGAGGGACACCAGCAACGUUGUCAGACAGGUGUUGGAAGCCGUGGCCUAUCUGCACUCCCAGAGAAUCGUCCACAGGAACCUCAAGCUGGAGAACUUGGUGUACUUCAACCGCCUGAAGCACUCCAAAAUAGUAAUCAGUGACUUCCACCUGGCCAAGCUGGAGAACGGACUCAUCAAGGACCCCUGUGGAACCCCAGAGUACCUUGCUCCUGAGGUGGUGGGACGUCAGAGGUAUGGAAGGCCAGUGGACUGCUGGGCCAUCGGGGUCAUUGUGUAUAUUCUCCUGUCUGGAAACCCCCCUUUCUAUGACGAAAUGGAAGAUGACGACUAUGAUAAUCACGACAAGAAUCUUUUCCUCAAGAUUCUGUCAGGAGACUAUGAGUUUGACUCACCGUACUGGGAUGAUAUCUCUGACUCGGCGAAAAGCCUGGUGGCAAGUCUGAUGGAAGUGGAGCAGGAUCAAAGACUGACUGCACAGGAGGCCAUCAACCAUGAAUGGAUUUCUGGGAAUGCAGCGUCCAAUAAGAACAUCAGGGAUGGAGUGUGUGGGCAAAUUGAAAAGAACUUUGCCAAAGCCAAGUGGAAGAAAGCUGUACGGGUCACAACAAUGAUGAAGAGGCUUCGAGCUCCAGAACAGAGGGACACAGGGGCCUCCAGCCCGGUUCCAGGGGGCUCUACAUGCCCUGUCACCUCCAGCAACACUCCAGUACCCUCAGCUGAUGCUCCUGAGGGCACCCCUGUCAGCACAGAGGCCUCGGUCACCCUCCAGGUCCCUGACUCACAGAAUUCACCCGCCAUCAUCACUCCUGAUGAGCCAGAGGCAGAUCCCCUGCAACGGUGUAAUGGGGACGCCGCAGUGCCCCUCCAAACACCCCAACAAACACAGGACGAUCAGAAUGGCUAGACAGAGCAGCACCAGUACAACC
Oncorhynchus keta (chum salmon) is the source of this 1568-nucleotide messenger RNA. RefSeq names its product caM kinase-like vesicle-associated protein. The record is from RefSeq and is a predicted model, not a curated record. Gene Ontology annotation, biological process: peptidyl-serine phosphorylation. Lineage: Eukaryota; Metazoa; Chordata; Actinopteri; Salmoniformes; Salmonidae. Gene Ontology annotation, cellular component: intracellular anatomical structure. Gene Ontology annotation, molecular function: calcium/calmodulin-dependent protein kinase activity; calmodulin binding; ATP binding. The transcript is spliced from 11 exons. The coding region runs from base 287 to 1546 and encodes 419 amino acids.